Scleropages formosus (Asian bonytongue) is the source of this 5389-nucleotide messenger RNA. Its product is annotated as death-associated protein kinase 1-like. Gene Ontology annotation, molecular function: ATP binding; protein binding; protein serine/threonine kinase activity. The transcript is spliced from 25 exons. Bases 115 to 4401 code for a protein of 1428 amino acids. NCBI's taxonomy places the organism in Eukaryota, Metazoa, Chordata, Actinopteri, Osteoglossiformes, Osteoglossidae. Gene Ontology annotation, biological process: intracellular signal transduction; protein phosphorylation; positive regulation of apoptotic process. Gene Ontology annotation, cellular component: nucleus; cytoplasm. The record is from RefSeq and is a predicted model, not a curated record.
UGCUGUUCCCAACCCCCCCACCCCAACGCGGACGCGCGCUCACUCCGCGGAGAUGCGGCGCUGACAGCCGCGCACGUUCUCGGCUCCUCAUCGGCGGCGCGCGCCUUCAUCACCAUGUUCAUAUUCAACCAGGAGGACGUGGAGCAGUGCUAUGACAUCGGCGAGGAGCUCGGCAGCGGACAGUUCGCGGUAGUGCGGAAAUGUCAGGAAAAGAGCACGGGCACGGAAUACGCUGCCAAAUUCAUUAGGAAGAGACGGAGCAAGUCGAGCCGACGUGGAGUGUCCAAAGAGGACAUAGAGCGAGAGGUCAGCAUCCUCAAAGAGAUCCGCCACCCCAAUAUCGUCGCCCUGCACGAGGUCUUCGAGAACAAGGUGGAAGUCAUCUUGAUUCUAGAACUUGUGGCCGGAGGGGAGCUUUUUGACUUCCUGGCAGAGAAGGAGUCCCUGACAGAGGAGGAGGCGACAGAGUUCCUCCGACAGAUCCUGGACGGGGUCUCCUACCUCCACUCCAAGCAGAUCGCCCACUUUGACCUGAAGCCGGAGAACAUCAUGCUGCUGGACAGCACAGUGCCUCACCCACGGAUCAAGAUCAUCGACUUUGGCCUGGCACACAAGAUUGACUUUGGCCAUGAUUUCAAAAACAUCUUUGGGACUCCAGAAUUUGUAGCUCCAGAAGUUGUGAAUUAUGAGCCCAUUGGCCUGGAGGCAGACAUGUGGAGUAUUGGCGUCAUUACAUAUAUACUAUUGAGUGGAGCUUCGCCUUUCCUGGGUGACAGCAAGCAGGAAACCCUGGCCAACGUCUCCGCAGUGAACUACAGCUUUGAAGAGGAUUUCUUCAGUAACACCAGUUGCCUUGCUAAAGACUUCAUUUCCAAACUCUUAGUCAAAGAUCCAAAGAAAAGAAUGACCAUUUGGGAUAGUUUGCAGCACCCUUGGAUCAAGCCAAAAGACAAAGAGCAAGCGCUCAGUAGAAAGGAAUCUGCUGUAAAUAUGGAGAAAUUUAAGAGGUUUGCAGCCCGAAGAAAAUGGAAGCAGUCAGUGCGUCUCAUCUCUCUGUGUAAUCGUCUUUCAAGAUCAUUUCUGUCCAGGAGCAGCGGUAGCGUGGCACGCAGUGAUGAUACCCUGGAUGAAGAGGAUUCCAUUGUGAUGAAAGCAAUCAUCCAUGCUAUUAAUGACAACAACCUUUCAGGCCUCCAAAAUCUCCUUCAGUCCCUGGCAGGAUAUGAUGUAAAUCAAACCAACAAGCAUGGGACACCCCCUCUCCUGAUUGCCGCAGGCUGCGGAAGUGUCCGGAUCAUCGAGGCACUGCUGCGAAAAGGCGCUGACAUCCAGGCUCGUGACAAGUCUGGGGCCAACGCAGCCUAUUAUGCAGCACGGAACGGACAUGUGGAAACCCUGAAGUUCCUCCACGACAAAAACUGUCCUUUGGACGUUCAGGAUAAGUCUGGAGAGACAUCUCUGCAUGUGGCAGCGAGAUAUGGCAACGUGGACGUGGUCCAGUACCUCUGCAGUGUUCAUGCCAAUCCAGACUUAAAAGACCGGGAACAGGAGACGCCGCUGCACUGUGCAGCCUGGCACGGCUACUACGCAGUGGCAAGGGUGCUGUGCAAGGCCAGCUGUGACGUGAAUGCCAGGAAUGGCGAGGGUGAGAGUCCCCUCCUGACGGCCUCCGCCAGGGGCUUCCGGGACAUUGCGGAGUGUCUGGUGGAGCACGGAGCUGACCUGGAUGCCGCAGACAAGGAUGGCCGCACUGCCCUGCAUUUGGCCGUGCGCAGGUGUCAGGUGGAGGUAGCCAAGUGGCUUUUGGCAUGUCACUGCCGUGUAGACCACCAGGAUCACCACGGUAAUACCCCCUUGCAUGUGGCAUGUGAGGACUCCAACCUCCCCAUCGUGUGGGCCCUCUGCAAUGCCAAGGCCAAUCUGGAUAUCCCCGACAAGUAUGGCAGAACUCCUCUGCACCUGGCUGCCAGCAAUGGGGGCCUUGAAGUGGUCCGUCACCUGUGUUUCGCGGGGGCCAAUACGGAUGCUGUCACCAAUGAGGGGAAAUCGGCGGAGGACCUCGCCAGGACAGGGAAACACGAGCAGAUCGUGGUUCUCCUGAUGAAGCUUAAAAAGGACUCGCACCGGGGCAGCUUCCUGCAGCAGCUGCGGCCUGGCCAGACCCCUCAGCAUCGCGUCAAGCUCAAGCUGUUCGGUCACUCCGGCUCAGGGAAGAGUACGCUGCUGGAGUCGCUCAAGUGUGGCCUCCUGAGGAGCUUCUUCCGGAGGAAGAGACCGCGAUCCUCGACGGCCAACACCCCACGCUUCCUCCUCACCCCCGCGCCCCCUGAACCCUCAGUGUCCAUGAGCGUCUCCAACCUGUAUCCUGGAUGUGAGAACGUGAACGUUCGCCGGCGCAGCAUGAUGUUUGAGCCCAGCCUCGCCAAGGGGGUCUUGGCGGUCUUCUCUCCCAUGCACAUCACGCCAUCCACGGUGGACGAGCAGUCCACCAAGGCCAUCGAGAUCCAGAACGUCAAUCUGAGCGGAGUGGGUGACUUCAGCGUGUGGGAGUUUUCCGGUAACCCCGUGUACUACUGCUUCUAUGACUACUUUGCCGCCAACGACCGCACAGCCAUCCACCUGGUGCUCUUCAGCCUGGACGAGCCGUACGAGACACAGCUCAACCAGGUUACCUUCUGGCUCAACCUGCUCAAAUCACUCAUCACACCAGAAGACUGCAUCGCCUUUGGUGGGAAGGUGAAGAACCCAUUGCACGUUGUGUUGGUGGCCACACAUGCAGAUGUAGUGAACCUGCCUCACCACGGCGGAGGGGAGUUUGUCUACGACAAGGAGAAAACACUGCUCAAGGAAGUCAGGAGCAGGUUUGCGAAUGAUUUGCAAAUCUCCGAGAAACUCUUUGUCAUGGAUGCCGGGGCAUCGAGCUCCAAAGACAUGAAGCUGCUCAGGCAUCACCUGCAGGAGAUGCGAAAUUCCAUUAUCUCAACCUGCGCUCCCAUGACACCACUGUGCGAGAAGAUCCUUUGUGCCCUGCCCUCCUGGCGGAAACUUCAUCGGCCCAACCAGCUCAUGUCCUGGCAGCAGUUUGUGCUGGCCGUUCAGGAGCAGAUGAACCCCCUGGCCAGUGAGAAGAACCUGAAACACGUGGUCUUGCAGCUGCACAGCAUGGGGGAGAUAAACCUAAUGCAGAGUGACAUGAUUCAGGACGUGGUGCUCUUGGACCCACGCUGGCUCUGCAGCAGCAUCUUGGCUAAGAUGCUGUCCACAGAGACACCAAAAGCCAUACAUCACUACAGGGGGCGCUAUAGCAUGGAGGAGCUCCAAAACCUGCUGGCAGAUCGUAAUGUGGACGAGCUGCUGCAGGUGCUGGACGCCAUGGAUGUGUGCGCGCGUGACCCCCGUAAUCCGGGCAUGGUGGACAUCCCAGCCCUUGUCCGCACCAACGGGUUGCACCACCCCUGGACAGACGAUGACGAUGGAGGACUGGCGUAUGGUGGGGUGCGCGUGGUGCCUGGAGAGCACCUUGCCCCGUUCCCCUGUGGAAUCUUCCACAAGCUCCAGGUCAGCCUGUGCCGCUGGGGCCACCUGCAGCAGCCAGAGGAUGGCGCCAUCCGACUGUGGACUAAUGGGGCCAAGGCCUCGCACGGGGGUGCAGAGGCCGUUCUGCUGCUGGUGAACCAUGGCCAGGGCGUGGAGAUCCAGGUGAGGGGCCCAGAUGCAGGAAAGUGCUACAUCCUGCUGGACCUGAUGUGCAGCCUCGUGGACAACCUGCUGGCGACUUCGCUGCCUGGCCUGCUAACCGUCAGGCACUACCUGAGUCCACAGCAGCUAAGAGAACACCAUGAGCCCAUCAUGGUCUACCAGCCAAGGGACUUCUUUCGCGCCCAGGCGCAUAAGGAGACCACCCUCACCAAUACCAUGGGAGGCUACAAGGAAAGCUUUAGUAGUGUCCUCAGCUUUGGCUGUGCAGAGGUCUACCAGCAGGCUAGCCUAGGGAUGGAUGUCCACAUAUCAGAGGUCUCCUUCCUGGCCAGGAGGAAGCUCUGCCGGCUCCUCGACCCGCCAGAUGCCUUGGGCAAGGACUGGUGCCUUCUGGCCAUGAACUUGGGCUUAUCAGAUCUGGUGGACAAAUACAGCCCAGCAAGUGGGGGCAAUGAGGAAGGUGUGCCCCAGCCCAGCCCCACAGCCUUGCUCUUACGGGCAUGGAGCAGACGCCCCGAGAGCACGGUGGGUACCCUCAUAGCCAAGCUGAGGGCGCUGGGGCGCAGGGACGCCGCUGACUUCCUCCUCAAGGUGUCCCCGGUGUUCAGGGUGAACCUGGAGGUUGCCACGCUGGACAGUUGUGGCCCCAGCUGCAAUGGGGGAACCUCCCACAACUCCAUCAGCUCUGUCAUAUCCCGGUAAAUGAACAGUCGGGUGCAUAACGGGAAGUGCAAUCAAAGUGGGAUCCGGCCCUUACUGUACUAAUCUUCUGCUAAGUGGAACCGCUGAUAUGUGUCCCACCCGGGCUAAUGCACAUCGGACGCAUUACGAACGAGUUCUUCGUUAAUGAAGCAUAGCCUCCAAUUUCCAGUGAUUAAAAAUGACUAAAACUUACUGACACUAGUUUACCACUGGUUUUUCAUGUUUAAACAUGCAUAUUUAAAAUCAGCUUCUACUUGAAAAUAAGUUGACUGUGUGUGUUCAGAAUUAUUUUUUGUGGGGUAAUAGCGGUAUUUUAAUUUAGCAGCCAAUCUCACACAAUCGAAAAAGCUCCCAAGUGUUUAUCCUUUACCUCUCAGUUCUGUCAUCUGAAAGGAAGGUGAUGACGCAGUGCAAAUUUGUGCUGGAUUUUGUAUGACAUAUUUCUUUUUACCCUAUGUAGAACUGAGAACAUGUGGGAGUUUAAAACCAGGGAAAGACCUGGGGAACAAAAAUAAAAUCAAAGCAUUUCCAGUAGCAAUCAUUCAGCAACUAUUACUGCUGCAACCAGCUAUCCGUUAUACAUGUCUUUUGUGUUCUAAUCGGUAAAAAAAAAAAAAAAAAAGCAUACCUGUUAUGUGUAAUGUCUUAGUUUUUUCCAUUUUAACUAUUGAAACUUUUACAAUUCUUAUCUUGCUGGCGAAUGACUAACUUGUUUGUUAUUAUAAAGUAUUACAUCAUUAUCCAAGGUAACUUAUUGUAGCCUGAUCUCGUGGCUUCAGCAUCAGCGCAGACGCUUGACCAAUUAAAAAUGCUUGACCACAUUGAUAUUUUUUUCAUCCUCUCAGACAGGUGACCGACUGUGCGUAAGCUGUGUAACAGGGGUUGAGGACGCCGAAGUGCCUGAUUCUGUUUUGUCAUAGUAAAUGUUCAGCACUGCGUAAAUGAACAACAGAUUUACAAUUGUUUUUUGUCUUUUUUUUUCUUUCCU